AAAUGUACAUUUAAAAUUAACUGACAUGUCUUUCUCAACCAAAAUUAACCACACAAUGGCAAACAGAUGAGAGGUUUGAAAAGAACACUGACGCACACACGCGAGAGAGUUCGGGUCUUAUCGGGUCCGUUCUGCAAAAACACAUUCAUUUUAAAUUACCCGAGACCCGAUGCCGCUAUUAUUGUACCGACCUGUGUCCGAGGCACAUGUGAAACUUUUAGACCCGAACCCGAUCGGGUCUCGGGUCGGACCUCGGGUUUUCGGAUCUAAGUGGACCUGUGAAGACCUCUAGUACAAGGUUUACAUAAAAACGAGGAAACAAAUGCGUUUGAGGCCAACGAUAUGUCAUUACCAUGUACAGAACUCUUAUUAUUCAUCUAUGCCCAGCUAAAUACAGAUUUUUAUUUUAUGGCCCCUUUAAACUUUUAGUUUCAUUUACAGUAUAUAUAAAAGUUCAAGGGGUUGCCUUGUAGGUUAUUUAUUCCAUUAUUAUUAUUUUUCAAAUUGAAAACAUGGCUUUAUAUAUAGGCGGUUUCAUCGGCUCACACGCAUUGCCGUGGUUACACGUCUGACCCAAAGUUAACUUCCGGUCUGUGCUUGUUUAUCAGCCUGGCUAGCGACUAAACUGACCUCUGAAUCAAAUACCUAAUGGAAAUAAAAAUGUUUUGUUUUCCGAAAGACAAGGAAGACAUGGAUCACUGCUGUGUGGAUUUGGCUGCCAGGCAAGAAUUUUUCGAUCUGAGUGUGCUGUGUAUAGGGCGUAUAUAAGUGCAUGGUGUUGGAGCGACAUCAGCAACAUCAGCAGCAAUGGACAAAGUGGGAUCUUUAUUUGCAUAUAAAACAGCCAAAUAUGUGGUGGCAAAGAAUAAAAAAAUCGGUAUUUUAUACAGACUGUUUCAACUCAUUGUCCUUGGAUAUCUAAUUGGGUGGGUGUUCCUGAAAAACAAAAAAUACCAAAUAACAGAUGAAAUCAUUCAGAGCUCAGUGAAAACAAAAGUUAAAGGAUAUGCGACCAUCACAACAUCAGAUGGUAAGGAAGAGGUCUGGGGGCCGGAGGACUAUGUCAUCCCACAACAGGGAGACAAUGUUUUCUUUGUAACAACCAAUGUUGUAGAUACCCCGAACCAAACGCUAGGCUACUGUCCAGAGAGUCCAUUGGCAAGUGGUUUUAAUUGCACAGAAGAUGCAGACUGCAAACAGAGCAAGUAUUCUGGAAACGGGAUAAAAACUGGCAUAUGUUUGAACAUCACAUACAAUAAUUCUAUUGGCAUUUGUGAAAUAUAUGGCUGGUGUCCACCUAAAACAAAAGAGCGGUCAGAGAAGCCAAUGCUGAGUGAAGCUGAAAACUUCAUCUUGCAAAUAAGGAACGUCAUUAGAUUUCCCAAGUUUAACUUCUCAAGUUCAAAUUUUAAAGACAAAGAUCAGUUAAAGAAAUGCUUCUAUGAUGAGAUCAAAGAACCACAAUGUCCUGUAUUUCGUCUGGGAGAUAUUGUACACAAAGCUGGGUACAGCUUUCAGGAGAUGGCUGUUUAUGGUGGCUCAAUUGCAAUUAUGGUUGAAUGGCAGUGUGAUCUUGAUAAAGAAUGGGAUUGCAAUCCUCAGUACAGCUUUACCCGUCUGGGCAAUUCGCCCACACACGAAUUUAAAUUCAGAUAUGUUCACUAUUUCACAGAUGCUCAUGGAAGGAAAUACAGAACACAUUAUAGUGUGUCUGGAAUUCAUUUUCACGUCAUGGUUUUCGGAAUGGCAGGAAUGUUUGGUAUUAUUCCUACCAUUGUCAACUUAGGCUCAGGUCUCGCUUUUAUGGGUGCUGGUGCUUAUAUCUGUGACAUAAUACUACUGCACAUGAUAAAGAAACGCACUCUUUAUAGAGUGUUGAAAUUUGAGACCGUGAAAAAGUACGGAAGAAUGACAAGAGCAUAGUGAAAAUUGUAUAAAAUGUGUCAGCCUGAUCUCAUGAGAAUUUGUACCUAUUUUACAAGUUGGCUAAUUUAUAUGAAUUUGUAAGUUAAUCAUGCAAAAACAUAUAAUUUUAUCAUUAAAAAAAAAUUAUAGUGAAACUCCACCCCUAGAACCAACGUCAAAGGAGUAAAGCCAAAUCAUACAAAAUGUCUGGUCGUAAGAAUUAGUACAAAUUGCCACCUCAAAAUACAUAUGAAUUGCCAUGAGAUAGCAUUGAACGUGUUCAUAUUUAUUAAUGAUAAUUAAAGUGGUUAAAUAUUUAUUUAAAAAACUGCAUGUAACUGUUGACUGUAUGCAUGCUAAGUAUAAGGAAUUACAAUGUGUACCUAGUAAAGUACUUUUGAAAUAGUCAGAACAAUAAACAUUAGUCCAAAAAACUACUUUUGUGUACUUUACAUGAAAACCAGUAAAAAUAAAUGCACCACAUCAUUUCGAUUAUAAAUAUUUACAUUGCCAAUUUUACUAUACUUAGAACUAAUGAACAU
Messenger RNA from Misgurnus anguillicaudatus (oriental weatherfish), 2447 nucleotides. RefSeq names its product P2X purinoceptor 5. Gene Ontology annotation, molecular function: purinergic nucleotide receptor activity; extracellularly ATP-gated monoatomic cation channel activity. Gene Ontology annotation, biological process: calcium ion transmembrane transport; response to ATP. Lineage: Eukaryota; Metazoa; Chordata; Actinopteri; Cypriniformes; Cobitidae. Gene Ontology annotation, cellular component: plasma membrane. The record is from RefSeq and is a predicted model, not a curated record.